AUGGUUUUGUCAAUGUAUAAGAAGCUGUUGUAUCUGGCGGCAGUAGCUGUAUCUCCAGUAAUUGAGAAGCCCUAUUCAAAAUGCUCAGCCGAAAGCCUUCAUGUCCCUAACGGGACCAUCGCCUCGACCCAGCACCACGUUGCAGGCGAUGCCAUACCCCUUCCAAACACAGUAGCAUCCUGCGUAGGUCCAAACUUUGGAGCCAACAUAACAGCAAACCUCUGCAGGAUCGUUGUAAACUUUUCAACAAGCGACUCCAGCUCAGUCCGCAUCGAGGCAUGGCUACCAGAUGACUGGAACAAACGUCUACUAGCCACGGGUACAGGAGGUAUUGGGGGAUGCAUUGACUUCCCGUCCGUGCAGAACGGUGCGCAACUUGGUUUUGCCAGCUUUGGUACGAACACGGGCCACGACGGCGAGCAAGGCUUCGACUUCUUCCUAAACCAUCCAGAGGUCAUCAACGACUUUGGCCAUCGAGGGAUCCACAUUGAAGCCGUAGUCGCCAAGCAAAUCGUGAAGCAGUAUUACGGCAAAAGGGUAUUUAAGAGCUAUUAUCAAGGCUGCAGCACUGGCGGGCGUCAAGGUCUGCAGAAUGCUCAGCUCUACCCCGAUGACUUUGAUGGAAUUCUCGCUGGAGCACCAGGCAUCGACUGGCUUCACAUUGUGGCAUCAAAAGGCAUAUUGGCUCAACGAAUCGGAUGGCCUGAUCUGACGUCCGAAUCAUAUGUUCGACCAGAACAGUGGAAAGCGAUUGUGGCAAAACAAAUUGAGCUGCUUGACCCUCUGGAUGGCGUUGAGGAUGGUAUCAUCGACAACCCGGCCGCACACGCCUUCGACCCAGUGAUCAUGGCCUGUGGCACUGGACUACUCAACAGCCCGCUCUGCCUGAAGCCCAAGCAAAUAGCAUCUGUCAGAGCUGCGUAUGAACCCUUGGCAGACUCCGAGGACAAUAUUGUGUACCCUGGCUUUGCAUUGGGUGCCGAUACAAGCGUUUUCUCCGCAAACCAGGUCAAUGGGACCGCUGAGCUGAACUACAAAGUCUUACAGGACUUCUGGCGCGGUGCGGUCUACAACGAUUCAACCUGGACACCUCACAACUUCACCGUGAAAGACAUGGACUUUGCCAUCAAACUCAACCCAGGAGGCGUCAACGGCGCGGGAGGUGAACUUCAAAAGUUCCACGCCAAAGGAGGAAAGAUAAUAUCCUACCACGGUCAAGCGGACCAGACUAUUACACCCAAGCUGCCCGCUGAGUACUACGCCAAGGUACAAGCCAACCUCAACGUCACACUAGAUGACAUGCGCUCCUUCUACAGACUCUUCUUCAUUCCUGGGAUGUAUCACUGCUCUGGAGGUCCUGGCGCAUUCAAUAUCGGCCAGGUGUAUCCGCUGAAGAAGGAUAGACUGACAGCUGAAGAGAACGUGCUGCUGGCUUUGACGAAGUGGGUGGAGGAGGGCCAAGAACCUGAGGCUGUAGUUGGCGCCAAGUUUGGCAGCAGUGAGACUCCAGGCAAAGUAUCAGCACAAAGAAAAUAUUGUCCGUACCCUUAUGAGAGCAAAUGGGAUGGAUCUGGAAACACCACCAAGGCUGCUAGUUGGCGCUGCAAGCUUCCUGGAGCAUAA
Fusarium musae is the source of this 1623-nucleotide messenger RNA. RefSeq lists its product as uncharacterized. NCBI's taxonomy places the organism in Eukaryota, Fungi, Ascomycota, Sordariomycetes, Hypocreales, Nectriaceae. The record is from RefSeq and is a predicted model, not a curated record. The transcript is spliced from 3 exons. Bases 1 to 1623 code for a protein of 540 amino acids.